Molecule: messenger RNA, 1455 nt
Organism: Aspergillus calidoustus
Lineage: Eukaryota; Fungi; Ascomycota; Eurotiomycetes; Eurotiales; Aspergillaceae
Source: the annotation of a GenBank genome assembly
AUGGGCUCUCGCCUUCGCGUUCAACAGAUUAAGAAUGAGGCCCCGCUCCCAUAUCAAGACGAUAGCAGGGCAUUCACGAGGGAAUAUGCUGCAUCUUUGGAUGCGGAAGAUCCGCUGCGUCAUUUCCGCGAUGAGUUUAUAAUACCCUCUGUAAAAGACCUCAAGAGAAAAACACUCGACCCGUCCAACGUUUCUGAAGACUCAUCGGAGCCUCGAAGCAUCUAUCUCUGUGGAAACUCUCUGGGUCUCCAGCCUCGUAACACGCGAAAAUACAUUGACUACUACCUACGGACUUGGGCCGUCAAAGGCGUAACAGGCCACUUUACCCACCAUGAAGAUGAGCUUCUUCCCCCGUUUGUCGAUGUCGACUCGGCAGGCGCAGAGCUCAUGGCUCCCAUAGUUGGAGCCCUGGAGAGCGAAGUUGCGGUCAUGGGCAGUCUCACAGCAAACCUUCAUCUACUGAUGGCCAGCUUCUACCGACCAACCGCAGAGCGAUACAAGGUAAUCAUCGAGGGAAAAGCGUUCCCUAGUGACCACUAUGCUGUCGAGUCUCAGAUCCACAAUCACAAUCUUCGUUCAGAGGAUGCCCUGGUUCUCAUUGAGCCACAAAAUCCUGACCAGCCAAUCCUCGAAACAGACCAUAUACUUCGGGUGAUUGAUGAGCAUGCCUCGAGCACAGCUCUUCUCCUUCUUUCUGCUGUUCAGUUUUACACUGGGCAAUAUUUUGAUGUCGAGAAAAUCACUGCGCAUGCCCACUCUAAAGGCAUUGUCGUAGGCUGGGAUUGCGCCCAUGCAGCGGGAAAUGUUGACCUAAAGUUGCACGACUGGAAUGUUGACUUUGCUGCGUGGUGUAACUACAAAUAUCUCAACAGUGGUCCAGGCGGAAUGGCAGGGAUAUUCGUGCACGAGAGGCAUGGUGAAGUGAAAACGAGCAAGGGCGAUGGAGAUCUCCAAUCAUUCCAUCCCCGCCUCUCUGGCUGGUGGGGAGGAGACAAGGCUACUCGAUUCUUGAUGGAGAACCAUUUUGUUCCUCAACCUGGUGCUGCAGGAUAUCAGGUGUCCAAUCCGUCCGUCCUUGAUCUGAACGCGGUUGCAGCAUCUCUUGAGUUAUUUAACCGGACUUCUAUGGCCGAGAUUCGCCAAAAGUCCCUCAAGAUCACGGGCUACCUCGAACACCUUCUUUUGAAGUAUCCUUUUGACGGACUGUCCGAAAAGCCCUUCAGCAUUAUCACACCGUCAAAUCCCUCAGAGCGUGGUGCUCAGCUCAGCCUGCGCCUGGCGCCAGGUCUUUUGGACAAGGUUUUGGAGGAAUUGGAGGAGCAUGCUGUAGUAAUUGAUGAAAGGAAGCCAGAUGUCAUCAGGGUUGCGCCGGCGCCCUUGUAUAACACGUACGAGGAGAUGUGGCAUUUCUGUCAGAUCUUCCUGGAGGCUUGCAAAAAGGCAGUCCAGGAGUGA